GUGUGUGUGUGUGUGUGUGUGUGUGUGACUUGUGAAACACAAAAACUUGUCCCUUUCUUCUUUUCCCUUUUUUCUCUGAGAGAUCUGAGAGACAAACAAAACUACAACAAAAUAUCAUCUCAAAAAGUUGAACUCUUUUUUGCAUGAUGAAACUCGUGAACCUUCUUUCUCAAGUGAACAUGGUAUCAUUCAGAAUCUCUCUGUAACAUACAAACCCACCUACUCAAUUAUUCUCAUUCAUAAACUUAAUUAACUCAUCACAAUUUCAUUUUUCAGGUUCUUCAAAAACUAAAGCUUCUUUUCUGAUUACAAAAAAAAUAAAAUAAAACAGAACAAUCAAAUUGUUCUCUCUAAGAAGUUGAAGUUUCUAUCUUUUUUUUGUGGGGUUGUAAGAUUCACAUUUGUUGAACCAAAGAAGUAAACAAUUCAAUUUCCUACCGCACAUUUUUCAGCGCGUGACAAUAAGAACAGAAGAUUGAAACCGAUGAAGGAAGCUGAGAAAAGCUUAGAUCCACAACUAUGGCACGCAUGUGCUGGAGGAAUGGUUCAAAUGCCAUCAGUGAACUCAAAAGUUUUCUACUUUCCUCAAGGUCAUGCAGAACAUGCUCAAACCAACGUUGAUUUUGGAGCCUCUUUUCGAAUUCCACCAUUAAUCCUCUGUCGUGUAGCUUCUGUGAAAUUUUUAGCCGACCCAGAAACAGAUGAAGUAUUUUCAAAGAUGACUUUGAUUCCCUUAAGAAGUUCAGAGCUUGAAAAUGAAGAUUUUGAUGGUGUUGAUGGUAAUGCUUCUGAGAAUUCAGAAAAGCCUGCAUCUUUUGCUAAGACUUUGACACAAUCUGAUGCAAACAAUGGUGGUGGGUUUUCUGUUCCGAGAUACUGUGCAGAAACGAUUUUUCCUCGGCUUGAUUACUCGGCAGAGCCGCCUGUUCAAACGGUGAUUGCUAAGGAUGUUCAUGGCGAGGUUUGGAAGUUUAGACAUAUCUAUAGAGGAACACCAAGGAGGCAUUUGUUAACAACUGGUUGGAGUAGUUUUGUAAACCAGAAGAAGCUUGUUGCAGGUGAUUCUAUUGUGUUUCUGAGAGGUGAAAAUGGUGAACUUUGUGUUGGGAUUCGUCGCGCUAAGAGAGGGAUUGUUGGUGGUUUGGAAACACCUUCUGGAUGGAGUUCUGUGAAUGGAAGUUGUGGUUUUGGAGUUGGAGGUUAUGGUGCUUUUUUGAGAGAGGAUAAUAAGUUGUUGAGAAAUGGAUGUGGGAAUUUGAGUCCUAAUGGUGGGGGUGUAGGUGGUAAUUUAGGGGGUGGAAGAGUUAAAGUGAGUGGUGAAUCUGUGAGGGAAGCUAUGAGACUUGGUGGUAGUAAUCAACCAUUUGAGGUUGUUUAUUAUCCAAGAGCAAGUACUCCUGAGUUUUGUGUUAAGACUUCAGCUGUGAAAGCUGCUAUGAGAAUUCAAUGGUGUUCUGGUAUGAGGUUUAAAAUGCCAUUUGAAACUGAGGAUUCUUCUAGGAUUAGUUGGUUCAUGGGAACUAUUUCUUCUGUUCAUGUUGUUGAUCCUAUCCGUUGGCCUAAUUCCCCUUGGAGACUUCUUCAGGUUACAUGGGACGAACCGGAUUUGCUACACAAUGUGAAGCGUGUGAGUCCAUGGUUGGUUGAGUUAGUAUCAAACAUGUCAGUGAUUCAUCUCACGCCGUUCUCGCCACCGCCAAGGAAGAAAUUUCGUUUUCCACCACAUCCCGAUUUCCCUCUCGAUGUUCAAUUUCCGAUACCGACUUUUUCAGGCAACCCGUUCGGGACUAAUAACCCUUUGUGUUGUUUAUCAGAUAAUAAUAACAAUGCUCCUGCAAGCAUACAGGGAGCCAGGCAUGCUCAAAUUGGAAUAUCUCUCUCAGAUUUUCACCUUAACAACAACAAACUUGAGUUAGGAGUGUUUAAUCCAAACCAUAAUGAGAUGAUGAUGAUUUCUAAUGGCAGCAACAUAGUAAAAAACAACAAUCAUGAUAAGAAGAACAAAGAAAGUUUAUCAUGUUUGUUAACCAUAGGAAACAAUUCUCACAAGAGUUUGGAAAAAUCAGAUAAUAAUAAUAAUAGUAGUAGUAGUAAUGUUAAUGUUAAGAGACACCAAUUUUUGCUUUUUGGUCAACCAAUACUCACUGAGCAACAAAUCUCAAGAAAAUGUUGUAGCAAUGAGAAUAAGGAGAAAGAAAAGUGGUUUUUGAGUGACACAAAAUCUUCUGAACAGUUUUCAUCACCAGGUAAAUCAUCUACUGUUACUAGUGGUGAUGAGGUUUGUUGGAAACAACAAGUUGGAAUAUUAGAUAGUGGUCAUUGCAAGGUAUUCUUGGAGUCAGAAGAUGUUGGAAGAACAAUAGAUUUGUCACGUGUUGGUUCUUAUGAAGAACUGUAUACAAAACUGGCAAACAUGUUUGGAAUAGAAAGGUUGAGUCAUGUACUAUACCGUGAUGCAACAGGUGCUGUUAAACAAACUGGUGAAGAACCCUUCAGUGAUUUCAUGAAGACAGCAAAAAGAUUGACAAUUCUGAUGGAUUCAGGCAGCAAAGAUACUAGAAGGGUGUGUAUCACAGGAACUAGGAAUGCUGAACGUGGAUUAGAUGCAUCAAAUAAGAGAGGACCUCUGAGCAUAUUUGCAUGAUACUAUGGUGUUGCAUUGCAUCUGAAUUAUUAUUAUAAGAUAUUUCUAUCAGAAGUUGAAGGAUAUAUUCUUGUUAGAGAGACCUUCAAAUUUAAUCAUAUUUUGGAGUAUUAAUUUUUGUUUAAGUUGUAGAAAACAAUUAUUAUUCCUUUAUUUUACCAAAACAAUUAUUAUUCCUGUUUCAUGCACAA
Cicer arietinum (chickpea) is the source of this 2835-nucleotide messenger RNA. RefSeq names its product auxin response factor (gene ARF4). Gene Ontology annotation, biological process: response to hormone; regulation of DNA-templated transcription. Gene Ontology annotation, cellular component: nucleus. NCBI's taxonomy places the organism in Eukaryota, Viridiplantae, Streptophyta, Magnoliopsida, Fabales, Fabaceae. The record is from RefSeq and is a predicted model, not a curated record. Gene Ontology annotation, molecular function: DNA binding.